Messenger RNA from Sporothrix schenckii 1099-18, 321 nucleotides. RefSeq lists its product as uncharacterized. Bases 1 to 321 code for a protein of 106 amino acids. The transcript has a single exon. The record is from RefSeq and is a predicted model, not a curated record. Lineage: Eukaryota; Fungi; Ascomycota; Sordariomycetes; Ophiostomatales; Ophiostomataceae.
AUGGUUGGUUUCAUGGCGUGCUUGUCACGAGAAGACAUUCGAGUGUCUGAUACCCUGCUCCAUACGCACGGAAGACUCACGCGCUCUGGCCCUUGUCAAGCACGAGGACUGGUGUUGAUGAUCUGGAAGGCACGAGAAAGCGAAGCAUCGCUCAACGUGACAGCAAGUCGCGGCCCGGAUGGGGCGGAUUUGAGCUGUCAAGACAAGGACAAAACGGUCAAGCGAGAUUUGCGUUUGCUCAAGGCCCUGAACAUUGCGAAUCGGAGCAAACGUUCCACCCCUCCCCCCGCACGACAAUAUGGAUACGUUCGUACCUGUUGA